AUGAAUAAAAUAGAUAAUAAUAUAGAUAAUAGCAACAAAAACAACAAUUAUAAUAAUAAUAAUAAUAAUAAUAUAGAUAAUAAUGACCAAAAUGAAAAGUUAUUUUGGUCAGUGUUUAGAAAUUAUUUUUUAUUCAACGCCAUAUUCGACUUUAUAAGAAUCAAAAAAUUUAGAUGUGAAUAUACAUGUAUUCCACUACAUUCUAUGGACUAUUUAAUAGAUAAUAAUUUAAUUGAGGUUUUAAAAUAUAGAGUUUUAUCAUCAAAAUUUUUACUUUUCAACACCAAAGGGGAUAAAAGAAGGAUUUAUAAACACAAAAAAUUAUUUUCAGCUAUUUCAUCAAAAAUCAAAGACCAUAAAUUUUAUAGAAACCUAUUUGUAAAUAAUUUAAAUCUGUAUAUCCAAUACGAUUUUGAAAAGUUAUUAGAUGCAAUUUAUGAAAAUGAUAAUUUAGUAGCAAUUACCAGUCUCUAUAAAUCGUACGAAAACAUUAUCGAGCAGUGCAGACUCUACUCCAUCGAUAUGAUAGCUAUACAAUUUGACAAAUAUUUGUUAGACUAUCACAGUAUUAAAGUUUCAAAUUUCAUCCUCAAGAAAUUCUAUAACCAUCCUCGUAACAAUAUCAACUAUUUAAAAGAGCAAAAGCAAAAAGAAACCAACUUUAACAAUAACAAAGACCCACAAACUGUCUAUGGUACUUCCAGCAGAAAGCAAAAUCCCCAAUUUAAUAAUAAUGAUACAAGAAUUUUAACAUCAGAAAUAGUGUGGAAUUCAAUUAUGAAUGUAAUAAGUAAAGACAGAGCCAUUAUUUUAUUAGAACAACAACUAAUAAAUCAAGAUAUCGCCAAUAACAGCAACAGCAAUAAUAACAAUAAUAAAUCACUCACUAACAAUCCAUAUUUUGAAUUUGUAAACAAAUUGAAUUGGGCAAAAAUUUCAAGCAGAUAUUUCAAAUUUUUAAACUCUGUAAUAAAUGAUAUUAGUAUUCCACCACCAACACAAAACUUCAAAUUCUUUUCGCCACAAAGUUGGAGAGAUUUAAUGGGCACUCUUUUCUCUCACGAUCCAUUUGAAUUAAAUUUUAAAGUUAAAUGGCUUUUUGAAGCAUGCAAAACAAUUCAAUCUCUAAAUUUUUAUAAUCAUGAAAAGGAGUGCAUAGAAAUUAUAAAAAAAAAUGGCGGAGGGGUUUUAAGAAUCAAUUAUUUACUAUCAAAAGAAGAACUAAAUGAAAUGGUAUUUUCAACAUAUGAGUUAAAUCAAACUAUAAAUGAAAUAAAUUUAAAAGAUAAUUUCAACCAAAAGGUUUUAAAGCUGGUCAGAGCUUAUUUAGAAGCUGGUAAACUAUCAAUUUUAUAUAAAAGAAAUAUUGGUUACUAUUCCAUAUUUGGCAAUGAUGAUUUUCAAAAAAUUGAUUUUACAACAAUAUUAAAUAAUAAUAAUAAUAAUAGCAAUAGUAAUAAUAAUUUGUUUCCAAUCAAUAAAAAUUUAUUUUUAAAUUCAUUUAAAUAUGGCAAAUUUGAAUUAUUAAAUGAAUACUUAAUAAGAACAAACGAUAAAGAACCGGCUAACUCUAUUAUCUCAACAAUACAGGAAGAACUCGCAAAGGAAAAUUCAAUUUUGUUUAAAUACUGUAACAACUUUGAAAAUCAAAUUCAAUUUUUAAAUAACUGUUAUAAUUUAAUUAUAAACGAAUCAAUUAAACCAACCCAUAAAAUCAAUGCAAAUUUUAUCUUUUCUUUAAUAAUACCAACUGAUAACACAACUUUAAUAAAUGAGUCUUUUAAAAUUUUUAAAGAUUUAAUAAUAAAUAGUAGCAAUAAUAACAAUAGUUACAAAACAAUCACGUCAAUUGAAAAUAAUUAUAAAAAUCUUUUUUUAUAUAUUAAAUCUUCACCAGCUUUAAUUUGUUUAUUAGAUUUAUUUAAUAAUAAUAAUUACAAUAAUACAGUUAGCAAAGAAUUAUUUAAUUAUCAAACUUGGUAUUUCAAUGGUAGAUUGGAUUUAUUAUCACUAUAUAUAAACAAAUUAAAUGAAAAGUUAAAGUUUUUAUCAUUAAAAGAUUGUGGUUUUAAACUAUCAUCAAAGCAAUAUGAAAACUAUCUUUCAGCCAUUAAAUAUUCAUUACAAAGAAAAGAUCAGUUUGAAAUUAGUUUAUCAGCAAUAAAGGAUACAAUUCUACAAACCAACUAUUGCAAAAACAAUAAUGUAGAAAGAUUUACAACCUCAAAAGAUAUCGAAAUAAUAAAAUACCUAAUCGAAAAUACAAAAGAAUCCUAUAAACCUAUAGAGAUGGUUAAUCAUUCCAAUGAUGCUAUUAAUAUGCCGAUUGCAAAUUUUUAUUCAUGGCUUUUUAAGGAAAGAUCAAAUGAUAUUGAAAAUGGAAGAUGCCAAAUUAGCAAACCAGAGUUAGUUUUAUUGCAAUACUAUUCCAACAACCUUGAUUUCUUUUACCAGUCCAAACUUAUUCCAGAUAUCAAGCUAGUAAUAGAGGCCAUUGCCUCAAGUGGUGAUUUCAAAUCUUUGGGAAAACUAUUCGACUCUAGUAAUAUCCUCCUCCAAAAGGUAGCUGAAAAUAGACAAAUUCUCGUUAAAUCUUUUGUAAAGCUUGGCGACCAUAGAGUAGUAGAAUAUUUCGACUGGGAAAACAAAUUCUAUAAUAAAACCUUAGUAAAACUUAUCUUUUAUAAUGACCAUAUUUCUUUAGCUUUGGAAGUAUUCCGCUCCACUUUCUAUAGCAAUGGAGUAACAUCACUAACCUUCUUUAGUAGAAACAUCAACAAACAUUCAAAACUAGACUAUAAGAAAAUAUAUUUAGAAUGUUUAAGAAUACAAAAACCAAUUUAA
Messenger RNA from Dictyostelium purpureum, 2844 nucleotides. RefSeq lists its product as uncharacterized. The coding region runs from base 1 to 2844 and encodes 947 amino acids. The transcript has a single exon. NCBI's taxonomy places the organism in Eukaryota, Evosea, Eumycetozoa, Dictyosteliales, Dictyosteliaceae. The record is from RefSeq and is a predicted model, not a curated record.